AAUUAUAAAUGAGCCCCCAUUCUGCCAACUUGGAUCGUCACACGCAUUCAGACGAGUUAAUUAAAGCUGAAUAAUGGAGCCAACGCAGCAAAGCCACUGCUCGGCGCCUCCCGCACGAAAUUAUGACAUGUUUUCAAUCAAAUGUUAGGUGUGGCGCACAUCAACCAGUCGAGUGUGCGGAAUAAAUAUUUAUGAAGCGGUGGGGAUUAAAACUGCGCCAUCCGUGCGCCUCUGCACCGACGAGGCGGCCGCUGACGAUCCUGAACACCUCCAUAGGUGCCCCUGCAUGCGCCUGAGCAAAAACUAGAUUUAGCUUACUGGUCCGGCUUAUAUUAAAACUCUGUUUUUGAGUCAGAAAAACCCGAAAUGGUCGCCACCUGAAAGGUCGCCGCCUGUGAAGGGCACCAAUAUAUGUUGCUUUACCUCCAUCACAAAAUCUAAAAAGUUGGAUAUUCACUUUGAAAAGGUGCAUUAGAGAUGAGCGUGGAAGUGGAACAAAAGUUUUUAUUCGACUCCGACACCCUGAAAGCGAUAGAGGACAUCGGAGAUUGUGUCGGGCAGAAACGGUUUCACGAUCAGUAUUUUGACACCCCGGAUUUUCAACUGACUUUGAGAGACGUGUGGCUGCGCAGACGGAAACGAUCCUGGGAGCUCAAGUGUCCGAUAGAUCCGGUCAAAGGCUCGGCGGAGCCAGGACGAGAACAGUCUCUGUGUACUCGGUAUAAGGAGAUCACGAGUUUGCCUGAAAUUUACCAGAGAGUGAAGGAGGUGAUUAAAGACGCACGUGAGGACUGCGAUGCGGACGUUCCCCCCUCUGACGAAGACGACUCCUGGCUGAGCAAGUUGAAGCUGUGCUGCUUCGCAGAGUUUGCCACAACACGGAGGUCAUUUACUUUGAAAGGAGAGGAUGGGGUGAAGAUAGAUCUAGACCAAGCUGACUUUGGCUACCAUGUGGGGGAGAUAGAGGUCCUUGUUCCAGAGGGGGGAGACAUACAGUCUGCACAAGAAAAGAUCAGACACACCGCUCAAAGGCUGGGUCUGAACCAGGAGAGGCGAGUUGAAGGAAAAAUGACCGCGUACCUUAAAAGAUAUCGUCCAGAGCAAUAUGCAAUACUGCUGAGCGCGCACGUUUUGUAGAAAAGAUACUGCACACUACCACUGAUUCUAAUAGUUCCUCACUGUACUUAGUCACAGUUUACAGACCUCAUGUCGUCAUCGGAUAAGCAGAGGGAAUUGUAUCAAAAUGCAGUUUCCGGGUAAUUGUAAAAAUGCUCGAGAAUGAACCUGAUUCUCAGUGUCAUGAAACUGCAGUUGCUCCAGAUGAAUGUAUAUUAAUAUAAAUGUCAUUGCCAGUCACAGCACUAUGUGAACUAUUCAUUCUUCCAAAAAGGGUCAUCUAUUUUUGUCUGUCAAUUGGAGACGACACGCCCACUCUUAUGGACUGUUGACUGCAUCUUAAUGUAGAGCAGGCUAACUUCACUCCUGCAACAAUGCAAACAGUAUGCUGACAUUGCACAUUAUAUCUUAAAUAACUCAUUCUUAUGUCUUUAAUGCUGCGUUCAUGUUAUUGUCAUCCAACAGCCUGCUGUAUUAUAAUUCAUGUUGCUAUGGAGCCAAAAAACAAAGUUGAUCUGGUUAGCAUUACUAAAUUGCUGCUUCUUUUUUUCACAGUAAUCUCUACAAUUAUUUGCACCACUGGCAAAUUUAAGCCAAAAGAGCCUAAAAACAGCAAAGGGCUUUUAAGGACUUCUAAAAUAUCACAUUAUUAGUCAAAAGCAGGGGAUUUUCUUAAGUGUUCUUGAUGCCAUGAAGUAAUAAAGUUCUCUGAGCCGUUAGAAGAGAAAGCAUCACAGAUUUGCCAUUAUUGCUAACAACAAUACCAAACUUUAAAUAUGUUGCAAAUAUUCAUUCUUUCAUUCACGUCAGAUCCAUGUAGAGGGAUUGUUUUUGUUUUUUGACAAAUAGUCCUUUGGUGGUAUUUUCUGAUAUUUUACCUAAAUAAUCAGUUUGUAAGAAGAUCUCAACUUGUGGUCAUUAUGGAGAUGUUCCGCUUGUCUUAAACCUUUUAGAUAUCCCUUUGACUGUAUGUAUAAACGCAUUUAGAUGAGGAUCUGCCAUCUUAUCAAAAUUCAGAGACUUUUGAAGAUCAACCCUUAUCUCAAUCGCAUGUUUCUUUGUCAUUCCCAUUUUGAGGAGUGCAAGAAACAAACUUGUCCUCUGUGUGUUUGAACUUAUACACCAAAGAAACAAAGUUGAACUUGUAAUAUAAAUUACAUAAAGGCUGCAGUAACAAGUUUAUAAGAAUU
Xiphophorus maculatus (southern platyfish) is the source of this 2306-nucleotide messenger RNA. RefSeq names its product thiamine triphosphatase (gene thtpa). Bases 478 to 1137 code for a protein of 219 amino acids. Gene Ontology annotation, biological process: dephosphorylation; thiamine diphosphate metabolic process. NCBI's taxonomy places the organism in Eukaryota, Metazoa, Chordata, Actinopteri, Cyprinodontiformes, Poeciliidae. The record is from RefSeq and is a predicted model, not a curated record. Gene Ontology annotation, molecular function: magnesium ion binding; thiamine triphosphate phosphatase activity. The transcript has 5 exons.